Molecule: messenger RNA, 1677 nt
Organism: Saccostrea cuccullata (small rock oyster)
Lineage: Eukaryota; Metazoa; Mollusca; Bivalvia; Ostreida; Ostreidae
Exons: 1
Coding region: 1-1677 (558 amino acids)
Molecular function (GO): zinc ion binding
Source: RefSeq, a predicted model, not a curated record
AUGGACCAAGAACCAAACACAGCCCAGCACUAUAUUGAGUGUGACACAGAAUCAUGUAGGAACUUUUCUGAGUUUUAUUGCAACACCUGUCACCAGCGAAUCUGUCCACAGUGCAAACAACGCCAUCUUGAGCAGAACAAAGGACAUGAUAUUGCCCUCUAUGAAAAGAGAAAGAGAAAACUUCCUUUAGAGAAAUGCAACAUCCACCCAACAGAAGAUAUAGAUGUUUACUGUGAUGAUUGCCAGGAUCCUGUCUGUUUUUUAUGCUUUUUUUUUAAUCACAGUGAUCAUGAUAAAAGUGACCUUGAAACCAUUUACAAUGAUAUUUUACAGCAAUGUCGGAAGGAAAUAACAGAGAUCUUGAAAAAAGACAUUCCUGAAGCUAAAAAUAAUGUUGGAUCAAUUGAGGAAAAGAGAGAAAAUGUCAAGAAAGAAUUUGCCAAGUUAAGAGUUUCCAUGCAUGAGAGAGCAGAUGAACUGAAGAUGGCUGUUGAUAGUGUACUUACUGAUAAUAACAAAAAACUGGAUGAGAUCGAGAACUCUGUCCUUAAUGAUAUGGUGAAACAACAGAAGGAAACAGAGGACUACAUAGAAUACCUGGAAAAAAUGAUUGCAGACUACGAAACUAGAGUGUCAUCCAUAACACACACUGAGCUUAUGAAGUUCCAUUUAGACAUUGCAUUGGCUACCAUGAAUAUGCCUAACAAAUCUAAAUCUAAACUUCCAACUUUUACAUUAGGUACACUAAAUGAACAAGAAAUAGCCAAACAGUUUGGUGAAAUAGAACUAGAUUUAUCAGAAAGGUUUAAACUUUCGUCUGUCACAAAAGUAAGUGAAAAAACUAUCCGCAGAGCAGGAACUUCUCAUUUGUCUUUCUUACCCCCAAACAAAUUCUGGGUCAGUGAAAGUAGGGGGAAUAUCAAUCAGUAUGAUACGGAAGGAAACAUCUUACAUAAAAUAUCCACCAUUGUUUUGGAUUUCCAAGGUAAUCACACAGUCACAACAGAAGGAGAACUUCUUUACACAGAUUACAGUAAAAACACUGUCUGUAGAGUAACUAGUGACAAGUCUUUAAACAAACUUAUCCAGACAGGGAGCUGGAAACCUGGAGCUAUCUACUCCUCUCCUAUCAAUGGACACAUAUUGGUUGGGAUGGAGGGAAAUUAUAGAGAAACUAAAAUAACCAGAUACAACAGAAAUGGCAGGAAGUUACAGGACUUACGGUUGAAAGUUAAGGGAAAAACUCUCUACCAAGGUGUAAACUACAUCACUUAUUAUAAUUUACAUCAAAUUAACUACAUCACAGAGAACAUUAAUGGUGACAUUUGUACAUCUGAUAGUAGUUCCGGUAUUGUUGUGGUGGUAACCAGAACAGGAGAGAACCGGUUCACUUACUUUGGUCAAAAGCCUCAGUAUAGAAUCUGGCCAAGGGGAAUCUGUACAGAUGUCCUAGGACACAUUCUUGUGUGUAAUGGCUAUCAAACAUUUGAUGAGAAUUACUCUAGUGUCCACUUGCUGGACAUCAAUGGUCAGUUCCUGUCUUUUCUACUCACACCAAGACAAUGUCCUUCACUUCCCCGUGCUCUCUGUAUUGAUGAUCAACACAAUCUCUGGGUCGGGGGAUCAAAAAGUUCUACUGUCUCUGUGUACAAGUAUUUGCAAGAAACAAAACAAUAA